AUGGAGCACCAGCACAAAGAAGCAACGAUUCCUCACGUUCUCAUCUUCCCUCUUCCAAUGCAAGGCCCAAUUAACUCUAUGCUGCAGCUGGCCGAGCUCUUCUGCCUUUCAGGCCUGAAGGUCACCUUCCUCAACACCAUCCACAACCAAGAACGUCUCCUCCGCCACACCAAUGUCCAAUCUCGUUUCGGGCAAUAUCCCGGUUUUCAAUUCCUCGCAAUACCUGAUGGCCUUCCCGAGGAACACCCGCGCUCGGUCGAACAAUUCGGGGACAUUAUCAGCUCCGUGCAGACCGUGGCGGAGCCUUUUCUUAGAGAAAAUAUGCUUAGAAGUGGAGCCAAAGAACCGGUGACAUGUGUUAUACCAGAUGCCCUGUCUUAUUUUGUGGUUGAUAUUGGAAAUGAAAUGGGAGUUCCAGUUAUUCCCUUUGACACCAUUAGCCCGUCCUGCCUUUGGGUUUACUUGUGUCUGUCAAAACUUAUUGAAUCUGGCGAGCUUCCCUUCGAAG
Messenger RNA from Nicotiana tabacum (common tobacco), 508 nucleotides. Lineage: Eukaryota; Viridiplantae; Streptophyta; Magnoliopsida; Solanales; Solanaceae. The record is from RefSeq and is a predicted model, not a curated record.